Messenger RNA from Adineta steineri, 1764 nucleotides. The record is from the annotation of a GenBank genome assembly. Lineage: Eukaryota; Metazoa; Rotifera; Eurotatoria; Adinetida; Adinetidae.
AUGCGUUGGAAAAGUUUAUUCCGUAAAAAACACGCUAAAACGAAUGAUUUAGACACUCCGCUUUUACGAUGUUUAAAUUUAUUUGAUUUGAUACUUUUAACUGUAAGUGGAAUGAUUGGAUCGGGUAUAUAUGUGUUAACUGGAGUAGUUGCCAAAGAUCAAACUGGACCAGCAAUUAUUCUUGCUAAUUUACUUGCUGCAUUCGCCUGUUUAUUUGGUGCUCUUUGUUAUGCUGAAUUUGCUGCUCGUAUUCCUAGAGCUGGUUCAUCAUAUAUAUUUAUAUAUGAAUCAAUUGGUGAAUUACUUGCAUUUCUUGUGGGAUUUACAACGAUCGUCGGUGGAAUGACUGGUUUAGCUGUUAGUGCUCGAGUAUGGUCUACAUAUUUUGAUGCUUUAUUUGAUAAUAAAAUUAAUUCUUUUAUUGUUCACCAUAUUAUUCAAUGGCCAAAUGCGCCGGCACCAUUUGCUAAAUCGCCUGAUCUAUUAGCUUUUAGUGUAACCAUAUUUCUUACUUUAGCUCUACUUAUUGGUUUACGGAAUUCAAAAUAUUUAACAAAUAGUUUAACUAUACUUAAUAUGUCGGCUCUACUCGUUAUUGGUAUAACUGGAUUUAUUCUUGGUGAUAUACAUAAUUAUCAACCAUUUGCUCCAUUUGGAAUACAGAAUAUAUUUCGUGGUAGUUCUCUAUUACUUUAUUCUUAUAUUGGAUUUGAAAUGGCAACUAUAGCGACAGAAGAAGCGAAAAAUCCAUCUAAAACUGUUCCACAAGCAACUGUGAUAUCACUUCUUAUUGUUACAUCACUCUAUUCAUUAGCCGGUGCUUCAUUAACAUAUUUAGUUCCAUAUAAAGAUAUUGAUAGUAAUUCAGCAUUUGCAAGUGCUUAUAAACAAUCCAAAUGGCCACAAAUAGGUUAUAUUAUAUCAAUAGCUAUUGUAUGUAGUGCUGGAGGAAAUUUACUUUCGGGAACAUAUGGAACAAUUCGUACAAUUUACGCUAUGUCAACAGAUGGAUUAUUACCAUCGAAAUUAAGUUAUGUAAGUGAUGGAAGACAUGUACCAGUAAUUGCAACAUGUUUAGUUUGUGUUGUUAUUGCAUUACUUGGCACAUUUUUUGAUAUUAAAGAUCUGAUUGGUUUUGCUGAUAUUUCUGCUCUUCUUAGUUAUAUGGGUGUGUCAAUUGGUUUACUUAUUGAACGAUAUAAUCAUCAAACUUCUUAUCGUAUUAUACUAGCUCGUGAAGAAGACGAAGACGAAGAAGAAGAAAUAUUUGAAUUAGAUAAUAAAAAAGAUAAUGAUACUCCAGAAAUUGAAUUAAGUAAUAUUUUGCAAAUAGAUCCAUUUUUAACACGAAUAGUUCGUUCAUGUUGUCAUCGAUGUAUUCCAUUGAUUGAUAAAUAUUUAUCUCCAAAAACUUCUUCUGUUCUAUUACUAUUAAUCUUCAUUCCAAAUACAGUUAUUCUCGCUACUUUUGUUAUUUAUAUAUUUAAUCAACAUUAUUUAUUACAUGUUAUCAUAGUUAUUAUUUGUAUAAUUAUUAAUUUAAUAAUUACAUUUAUUUUUUGUCUAUUAAAACCAAGGAAAUAUUCUAAAAAUUUACUUUUUAUAUGUCCUGGAAUUCCUUUAAUACCCUUAAUUAAUAUAACAAUUUUUAUUUUUCUCAUGAUUUUUCAAGAUGCUCAUGAUUGGUUAGGAUAUAUUGGUAUUAUUUUUAUAUCUAUUAUUAUCUAUUUUACGUAUAGCUUUUGGCAUAGUAAAGCACGUUAA